AUGGGAGUGGCGGAACUGCCAGACGAUCACCUCCAACAGCAGCUGUCCCCACUGCCCCCGAACAAGCGGAGUCGCCAUGGAGACCACCCAUCCGCCGAACCCCGCCGAUACAUUCUGAGCAGUGACCCCGCGAGUGUAAUGGAAGCGGUCAAGGAGUUGGUCAUCCUACAGCGCCCGGACUUGAUGGAGGCUUUCUUGUCGUUCUGGCGGCUCUGGCAGAGUGGGCCGCCUCGGUGGCCUUUGUCACAGUUGACUUCUAGACAGCAGCGUCUGGCUGCAGAAGGGAUACUGAGCUUGGACUCGGAGUCUCAGCGGUGGUCUCUCCUUCUGGCUCCGCUGCUGCCGGAGUACCCUUCGCCAAAUGUCCCAAGUGCUGCGGGAGGCAAUGUUGUGGGAGGCAAUGUUGUGGGAGGCAAUGUUGUGGGAUGCAGUGGUAUGCCCCUGGGGACGUCGAGUGGAGCGUCUGAUGACGCAGGUGAUCCUAACUACCGGAGCGGUUCGGUACCACUGGUAGGCGGACCCCUGAUUGUAAGUCCCCAAUCGGGCCCGGGAAGUAAUGGGGGUCCUCUCCAUAGCGGUGGUCCUCCCCAUAGCGGUGGUCCUCCCCAUAGCGGUGGUCCUCAGAGCGGGGGUCAUCAGGGUAUGGGAUCUCAGAGUAUAGGGCCCCAGAGCGGGGGUCCUCAAAGUGGGGGUCCUCAAAGUGGGGGUCCUUCGGACUUGGAAUCAAAAAUUCAGGUUCUGGGGUCUAGUGCCAGCGGAACGGUCGGACCUCCGGCACGGAACGGAGGAACGUCCGAGACAUGGAUGAACAAGUUUGCAGCGUUGUUGCCUUCCGUUGCGAUGCCUCCGCAGUAUUGGAGUGGCACGCUCGCACGAAAUGAUAAGCGUAAGACGCCGGUGACUUUGUUGGGUAUCUCAGGCGACGUGCCACAAUACAUUCAAUCGGUCAAUGGACUAUUGUCAGUUUCUUUACGAUCUCCAUAUGAGGAAAUGCUUAAGAAGGAGUUUGUUGCCUUUGGCUUAUUGCAGAGUGCAGGAGGAGAGUGUGCCUCUUUUAAUGAGUACAUUUCGUACUUCGACUCCAAGAAUCGAGCGGGUGUCAUCCGACCACCCGACCUGGGCGACAACACCAUGCUUUAUCUCAUGCCGCUCACUGUACCCGGACUAAUCCCUGCUCUCCAGCCAUUCAACCUGGACAUCAACUUGGAAGCCAACAGCCACUUGCUCCUCAUCGUCGCCAAAGCCGCUCCCGAAUGA
Molecule: messenger RNA, 1257 nt
Organism: Gregarina niphandrodes
Lineage: Eukaryota; Apicomplexa; Conoidasida; Eugregarinorida; Gregarinidae
Product: SPOC domain protein
Exons: 2
Coding region: 1-1257 (418 amino acids)
Source: RefSeq, a predicted model, not a curated record